CAGAUAUAUGGAGCGAUCAUUCAUUUCAGACAGACCCGGACUUACCACCUGGAUGGAAAAAAAUCAAUGACAUUGCUGGGAUCUACUAUUGGCACAUACCAACAGGAACAACUCAAUGGCAGCGUCCAGUGUCCAUCCCAACAGAUCUCCAGGGCUCACGAAAAGGAUCCCUUGGUUCCAUUACUCCAUCUCCUACUCCAGAAACUGAGAAACAGCCAUGGAGUGAUUUUGCUGUACUGAAUGGGGGAAAGAUUAAUAGUGACAUUUGGAAGGAUCUGCAUGCAGCCACUGUGAACCCAGAUCCAAGUCUGAAAGAGUUUGAAGGAGCAACAUUACGCUAUGCCUCUUUGAAGCUCAGAAAUGGUCCACAGUCUGAUGAUGAUGAUUCUUGUAGCAUCAACAGUGAUCCAGAAGCCAAGUGCUUUGCUGUGCGAUCUCUGGGCUGGGUAGAAAUGGCAGAAGAAGAUCUGGCUCCUGGAAAAAGCAGUGUUGCUGUGAACAAUUGCAUCAGACAACUCUCUUACUGUAAAAACGACAUCAGAGACACUGUUGGCAUUUGGGGAGAGGGCAAAGACAUGUACCUUAUACUGGAAAACGACAUGCUGAACCUGAUUGACCCCAUGGAUCGCACAGUUCUUCAUUCGCAGCCCAUUGUGAGCAUCAGAGUUUGGGGAGUGGGUCGUGACAACGGCCGGGAGAGAGACUUUGCUUAUGUGGCAAGAGACAAAGACACAAGAAUUCUGAAAUGUCAUGUGUUUCGAUGUGACACACCUGCAAAAGCCAUCGCCACAAGUUUACAUGAAAUCUGCUCAAAGAUUAUGGCUGAACGGAAGAAUGCUAAAGCUAUGGCUUGCAGCUCGUUGCAAGAGAGGACAAAUGUCACCCUUGAUGUUCCUCUGCAAGUAGAUUUCCCAACACCAAAGACAGAACUUGUACAGAAGUUCCACGUCCAGUACCUGGGCAUGCUGCCUGUAGCUAAACCUGUGGGAAUGGACACUCUGAAUAGUGCCAUUGAAAGUCUAAUGGCUUCCUCUAGCAAAGAAGACUGGAUGCCAGUUACCAUGAAUGUUGCUGAUGCUACUGUCACAGUCAUCAAUGAAAGAAAUGAAGAGGAAAUCAUGGUGGAGUGUCGUGUGCGGUUCCUGUCCUUCAUGGGAGUAGGCAAGGACGUUCACACAUUCGCCUUCAUUAUGGAUACAGGCAACCAGCAUUUUGAGUGCCACGUUUUUUGGUGUGAACCAAAUGCAGGCAAUGUAUCAGAAGCUGUUCAGGCUGCUUGUAUGUUACGGUAUCAGAAGUGCUUAGUAGCCAGACCUCCUUCGCAGAAAGUUCGACCGCCCCCACCUCCUGCAGACUCGGUGACAAGAAGAGUUACAACUAACGUAAAAAGAGGAGUGUUGUCCCUCAUUGACACUUUGAAACAGAAACGUCCGGUCACUGAGAUGCCAUAGCUGCGUGAGAGAGAAGAUUCUCGCAACAUUUAACUGAAGACGACAGUAGCUACACUAAGGAAAACGAACUGACGAUGUCUGGCCUUCCAUUUCAAACUGCUGAUGCCUUGUCUUCAGAGAAUCUACCCUUAUCAAAACAAUGUUAGACAAGCAUGUUCUCUCGUUCUUGCCACCAUCAUGUGAUAUGAAAAGAAGCAUGAAUAAUUUUUUUGCUGUCAGUGAGUUACAUCAUGAGCAAUGGAAGGUCUGUUUGAUUGUAAAUACAUGAACGUUACCUAAACUCACACACAAAAAAGAAUGUGGCCACGUCCCUCCCAGUGAACUCAUGCUAAAGUCCUUGGAGU
Phaethon lepturus (White-tailed tropicbird) is the source of this 1795-nucleotide messenger RNA. RefSeq names its product amyloid beta (A4) precursor protein-binding, family B, member 2 (gene APBB2). The transcript has 13 exons. The annotation marks the transcript as partial. Lineage: Eukaryota; Metazoa; Chordata; Aves; Phaethontiformes; Phaethontidae. Gene Ontology annotation, molecular function: transcription factor binding; amyloid-beta binding. Gene Ontology annotation, biological process: regulation of DNA-templated transcription. The record is from RefSeq and is a predicted model, not a curated record. Gene Ontology annotation, cellular component: cytoplasm; nucleus.